AUGUCACGACGAGGGCCAUACAAAAGGUAUUUGAGCGACACCGAUGCCGACGUCCCAAAAGAAACCCAUAGGAGGAGAAAAAAGGAAGAUGUCAAUGAAAUGAUUUGUAAUUAUCUGUUGUCUGUAACUGUUUUUAUGCUACACCAGAGAGACUUGGACAGCCCCUCUGAUGAUGGGGCAGAAGACACAAGGAGAGACCAUAAUGAUAUGGAGAGAGACAUGGACAGCCCUUCUGAUGAUGGGGCAGAAGACACAAGGAGAGACCAUAAUGAUGAUGAGAGAGACAUGGACAGCCCUUCUGAUGAUGGGGCAGAAGACACAAGGAGAGACCAUAAUGAUAUGGAGAGAGACAUGGACAGCCCUUCUGAUGAUGGGGCAGAAGACACAAGGAGAGACCAUAAUGAUAUGGAGGACAUUUUUCGUCUGGAUGGCAGUGCUGACCCAAUUUAUCCUGGGAGUGCUGUCACCAAAGGCCAAACCAUUCUCAUGCUGUUGGUCUUCAUCCUGCGUCACAGAUUAAGCAGAGAAAGUCUUGUUGAUCUCCUUACAUUGCUGGACAUUUUGUUUCCUGGUACAUUGCCCGCCACCAAAUUUCUUUUUGACAAAUGUUUUGUGUCAAUCGAAAUUCGUUUUGAAAUCCAUUUCUAUUGUGAGUCCUGUCAUGAGUAUGUCUGUAAGGACAGAUUCUAUGUGGACAGCCUAUUGAAGGUGGCGUCAUCAAAGAAGGCUAUAAGGAACUUUGUUUCAAUAGAGGAGGUAAAACGCAGGGCAGAGGGGCCAGAGAGGUUCUCGGCAUACCUCAUGGUCACAUACAUGAGGAGGGCAAAAGCCAAGAAAAGAGAGCUAGAGAGGGAGCUGAAGGAGGCAGGAGUCAGGCUGUCUCCAUACAGCUGUAACACCUCUCUCUGCAGCAAGCUGGUGGAAGAGGACUGCAAAGGGCUGGGGAGGGACCUGGCCUUCCUUACAAAGAACAUUCCCUUCCAAUUGAUUGGCCAGGAGCUGCAGAAGGAAGGCUGUGCCCCCGAGGAUGACCUUCGGCCCUCGCUGGAUAUUAUUGAGGAGGUUUUGCAUAGAAACAUCAAGAAAUAUUCAUUGCUGACCCACACCCUGGGGCCAGACGUCAUUCAUGUCGUGUGUGACAUAAUCCGCCAGGCCCUGUCCAAUAUGUAA
Molecule: messenger RNA, 1170 nt
Organism: Engraulis encrasicolus (European anchovy)
Lineage: Eukaryota; Metazoa; Chordata; Actinopteri; Clupeiformes; Engraulidae
Exons: 10
Coding region: 1-1170 (389 amino acids)
Source: RefSeq, a predicted model, not a curated record